AUGAAGUCUCUCUUUGCGCAAGUCGCGACUGCGGCAUGCGUUCCCUAUCUGGUGGCCGCUUCUUACAAGGACGCAUUUAUCGUAGAAUUUGAUGGUCCUGCGCAAUUGAGUUCUGACAUCCUGAACUCCGAAGUCCAGACUUCACUCGCCGCGUCUGGCCUAGACUGCACCGCCUCCAAACGGUAUCAAUUCACCCACUCCGUGUUCGAGGGAGCCUCCUUCGAUCUCAGCUGCGAGAAUGACAAAGUUACGCGAAAGUCUAUUCUCAAUGCUGUUAAGUCAAUUCAUGGUGUCAAAAAGGCUUGGCCGGUCACCAAUAUAGACCAAGGAAAUCUCAGGGGCAACUAUCCCGGUGGUGUGAAUGGCAGAACAGUGAACCGCGAGUUCGCUUCUCAUGUCAAACGAGAUCUGCCUCAGCUCGAGAGAAGAGAUAACGAAACAGCUAAUAUUCUCUCAACCCACAUUGACACCGGUGUGGCCAAGCUUCACGCAGCAAACCUCACUGGCUCCGGGAUACGAAUUGCUGUUGUGGAUAGUGGAUUUGAUGUCGACGUUCCCGGCCUUAGCAAAGUCGACAUCGCAUACUCCCACGAUUUGACCGACAACGACAAUGAUGUCCGCGACAACUGCUCCUUCCACGGAACCCAUGUUUUGGGUAUCGUCGGUGCGAAGGGUGACGAAGGGCGAUUUGGCGUUCUCGGAGUCGCGCCAGAUGCUUCUUACGAGUUGUACCGGAUCCAGCCGUGUGGUGGAAGCGGAGCGACAGACAUGUUGAUCAACGCUUUCUUUGAAGCUGCUAACCGAGGCGUCGAUAUCAUCUCGUGCUCCUUUGGGGGCGGAGAAGCCUUUCCAGAAGAUCCCUGGUCUGCUGUUGCUACGCGGCUCUUCAAAAACGGAACAUAUGUCUCUCUUCCCAGCGGAAACGGCGGUCCGGGGGUGUUCUCCGGCGCCAGCCCAGCCAUGGCUGAUGCCGUCACAUCCGUUGGAUCGACUGACAACUCCGUGACGCCUUACCUGACGUGGCAGGGAAAUUGGACCUCGGAAAAUGAUGGAGGAGACAUUCGUUUUGUGCCAGGCCUGCCUUUCGAUCUUCCCGCUGAUACACAACUGACAGUCUGGUCCCCGAAUCAGAACGUCGAUGUGACGAACGACUGCCAGCCACUUCCGCAACCCACCAAUCUACCUGCAGACAUCUCCAACGUCGUCCUCCUCUCCUCGAUCACUCAGUGCUGGAACGAUGAGACGGGCGCUUCGGCUUCUCUCACGAAGGCUCUAGGUAUCCCUUACGUUAUCUACUACACGACUAAAAACUGGACCAUUUCUGAUGGGCCGGGAUUCUUUGAGGACGGACUGGACCCUGGCUUGAAAGCUGUUGUUACCGUUGAGUACGAGACCGGUGUCAAGCUGUUAGAUGCUUUACACAAAAGCUCAGGCGCGAAGGUGUACCUUGCCAACGAGGCCUCCAACGCAAACAUCAGUCUCGACAACAGACCCAACAACCGGACCGGAAAUCUCGCCUCAGUUUUCUCAAGCUGGGGCCCAACACUCACUGGAGGAUCCAUGCCUAUCAUCGUCGCUCCGGGAGGCAAUCUGAUCAGCACUUUCCCUGGAAAAUACGGAGGCUAUGGUGUUGUUGGCGGCACGAGUCAAGCUGUGCCCUUCGAAGCUGGAGUGGCAGCCCUUGUGAAACAACGUCACCCUGAGUACACUGCAGAAGAUAUUCAGGCCGUCAUCGCGACCACCGCUCGCCCGGUGAAGUGGAACGACGGAAAAGGCACCACGUCUGAUUUUUUUGCCCCAGUCUUCCAACAGGGAGGCGGCCUCCUGGACGCCUGGAACGCGGUCCACUCUACGACUGUACUCAGCACAUCUACUCUUUCGUUCAAUGAUACCGCCAAUCGACCCGAAGACCUCAGCUUCAAUAUCAAGAAUUCGGGUACCACGGCGCUCACCUAUCAUCUGAGUCACAGGGGCGCAGCCUCCGGUUACAUCCUUAAGACCGCGAACAGCUACAACCUCACUGAGGGCGAAGCAAUCCCUACAUACGCCGAUGUCAGCAUCACUCCGUCAACUCUGAAAAUCGAACCCGGUCAGUCCGCUUCUGUUUCAGUGGCUAUCACAAAGGAACCCGAGCUUCCAGAUGCCGCAACACGGGUUUCCUUCUUUGGGGGCUAUAUCGUGAUCGAGGCAGAGGGUUCAUCCGACGUAAAUAACUUCACUCUUCCUUACACUGGCUUCGGUGCUCCACUCGCUACUCUUCCCAUUAUCAACAGGGACACCUCAUACCUCAUGGCCUAUAACAUGACUUCCUCGUCCCCGACACGCAUUGGACCAGGCCGCACGUUCACCUGCUCUUUGGAUCUCACCAAAGAUGUGCCUGCCUCCUUCGCCGACAACAUGUUUCCGGGAGUCUGGAUUGAUCCCCUUGUGCAAACUCGCAAUAUGAGCAUCAGCAUUGUCGACGCGGACUCUGGAAAGCAGCUGGCAAAGUCGUUUCAGUCCACAUCAGAUGAUAUUUGGGGCCCUGGCAACACGUGGUAUUGGGAUGGCUCAGAUGACAACAAGGCGCCAAUUCCCUCAGGCACUUACAUCUGGCGGGUGAGGGCCCAGAGGUUGAAUGCAAACCCGGACAAGGCUGAAAGCUGGGAUAUCUAUGAUACGGGAACAUGGACACUGCGCUACGCUGGGAAUAGCACAACCGCAACAUCGGGAGCGCAGCGGUAG
This is a messenger RNA of Colletotrichum karsti, 2724 nucleotides long. RefSeq names its product amidase family protein. Gene Ontology annotation, biological process: proteolysis. The coding region runs from base 1 to 2724 and encodes 907 amino acids. Gene Ontology annotation, cellular component: cell wall; cytosol; membrane. Gene Ontology annotation, molecular function: tripeptidyl-peptidase activity; serine-type endopeptidase activity. The record is from RefSeq and is a predicted model, not a curated record. NCBI's taxonomy places the organism in Eukaryota, Fungi, Ascomycota, Sordariomycetes, Glomerellales, Glomerellaceae. The transcript has 4 exons.